This is a messenger RNA of Periconia digitata, 1860 nucleotides long. The record is from the annotation of a GenBank genome assembly. NCBI's taxonomy places the organism in Eukaryota, Fungi, Ascomycota, Dothideomycetes, Pleosporales, Periconiaceae.
AUGAAGCUCUUCACCAUUUGCAGCUAUGCUGCAGUGUCGCUCGCUCCUCUCAUCAAUGCUUACCCAGGCAUGGCAGCAAACAUGGGCGAGUUUCAUGCAUCUGCAAAAGAAGCUCGUCAAGAUACCAAGCAACUCAUUGGGGAUCUCAAGACGUUGAAGGAUAGCCAGCUCACUUCGGUGGGUAAAGACAUCAAGGCCAUUCUCUUGAACCAGCAAAACGCUCUUUCGACCGUGAUUGAUACAGGGGCACCUGCAGGGACACCCGACAGUGCCGCAUGCAAAGCCGAUCUCUGCUGUAUCUGGAAAUGGAUCUCAUACGAUAUGACCGCAAGGUUCAAUGGCAGCUCAGGAAGAUGCACCAAAUAUGCGCGGGCCGCAGUCAGACUGGGCUUCCACGAUUCAGGCGCUUGGUCGACUAGCAGCAGCUUCGGAGGUGCAGACGGGAGUAUCCUGCUCACAGACGAAAUCAACCGCGGCGAGAACAGCGGACUCGAGUUUAUCGCAGAACAAAUGAAGGCAUGGUACAGCAAGUACAACAAAUACGGUGUCUCCAUGGCCGACCUCAUUCAAAUGGGCGCGAAUGUCGCUACUGUCGUGUGCCCACUUGGUCCCCGUGUGCGUUCCUUCGUGGGUCGGAAAGACAAUGCGAAAGCUGGGCCUACUGGAUUGCUACCCAGCCCCCGGGAUUCGGCGGACAGUAUUAUCAAACUGUUUGCCGCGAAAACCAUCGAUCCCACGGAUCUUGUAGCCCUAGUCGGGGCACACACUACAUCUCAGCAACACUUCUUUGAUACAUCACGAGACGGCGAUCCACAGGACUCGACACCUGGUGUGUGGGAUGUAGCGUUCUACGGAGAGACAACCACCAGCACGCCUCCCAGGAUCAUUAAAUUCCCGAGUGAUAUAGCCUUGAGCCAGGAUUCAAGGACGAGUGCCUUGUGGCAGGGAAUGAGCGUGCAAGGCCGUUGGAAUUCUGACUGGUCUAAAGCAUAUACUCGCCUCUCUUUGCUGGGUGUCAACAACAUCAACGAUUUGAAGGAGUGCACAAAAGUUCUUCCAGCAGCCAGAACUACUUUUGUCAACCAGGAUCAAGUACUGCUGGAUAGGUGGCUGCAAGGAGAAUUCGAUCAACUAAACAACAUGGUCGAUGAUGCCAUUAUGUUGACUGGUGUAAUCUCUGGUCGGAGUGCGAACGAGACUGAGUCUUGAUCCCGUCCUACAUUCCUUCUCCAUUCGCUUUCGAUCGUCAAUUAAGGUUUUGGCUUGCUGGGUUAUGGCGCUCAGGGUAUUACAGUAGUAGAUUGAACAUAGCUACAUUCUCAUCGCACGAGCACAUAUGGUCUGAGCCAUUCAAACAGAUUGUGACUGCAUUGGUAGUAAAAGAAAAACACCUAUGAUCAAAUCAAUAUUGCUACAAUGCAGACAUAUUCUCGCGCGCGAUUAUCAUCUGACGUCACGGCGAUGAAAUGCAACAUCUGGCUGAACUCUCUUGCGCGUCUCUCGCACUUGAACAUGCGCGACCCGCCCCACAUUCCCACCAUUACUGAGCCAAUCACCGUAGCCGAUCCAAGGCAACAACAUUUCGUCGUUCGUAUUUCAAAGCACUGAACACUCUCCAUGAACAUCUCCCUCCAAACUCACACAUCCAAAUUUUACUAUCCCAUUCAUGUCCUCUCUCCACGUUGUCGCGGCCGGCAAGCAAAGGCACGCAGUCGAACUUAAAUCUCGCUGUCUCUGCAAAGCUCAUCAAUUCAGCACUCAAGUCUCUAUCUUCGACCUUCCUCUCGUGACUUCUGCCUGUCACUGCGAUUCUUGCCGUCAUGUCACGGGUGCAUUCUACACCCUCGACCCACCGUGGCC